Larimichthys crocea (large yellow croaker) is the source of this 2693-nucleotide messenger RNA. It is a transcript of the gene pla2g15, whose product is annotated as phospholipase A2, group XV. Bases 348 to 1619 code for a protein of 423 amino acids. Lineage: Eukaryota; Metazoa; Chordata; Actinopteri; Sciaenidae. The transcript has 7 exons. Gene Ontology annotation, biological process: lipid metabolic process. The record is from RefSeq and is a predicted model, not a curated record.
GGUACAUGAUGAUGUCAUCUGUAUACCUAAAAAAAUAAAGAUGACAUCACUUCCUCCUAAUGACACAGCUGUUCCACUCAUAAUAAAGUGCACACUGUUGUAACAGUCACGUGUGUCGGGUCAUGUGAUCGGUCCCACUACAUCUGUGAUCGAUGACUUCUGACUUGCAGAUAGCUGAAGUUGCGUUGCCGGAUGCGUUGCUCUGUAAUCUGUACCUCGUGACCAUCAUCAUCACUUUCUUGUUCUUCGUUGAUCAUCGUCCACGUUCGGGUUGAAUCCCACCAAAGACAAACAAACAAACCCGGGGGACGGGAACAUGUCCGCCUGGCUAUGAGACAUCAGGAGCCAUGGCGGCUUGGCACCGGAUAACCGCCUCCUGCACGUCGCUGCUGCACGUCGGUGUGUUGUUGUUGUUGUUGUUGUCGGGUCCGAGCGGCGGGAGACCGUUGGAGAAAUGUCCCGGAGACAAGUCCUGUCAACCCCCGAGAUCUCCCGUGGUCCUCAUUCCAGGGGAUCUGGGAAACCAGUUGGAGGCGAAGCUGGAUAAACCCAGCGUGGUCCAUUACAUCUGCUACAAGAAGACGGACACCUUCUUCACCCUAUGGCUCAACCUGGAGCUGCUGGUGCCCGUUGCUAUAGACUGCUGGAUCGACAACAUCAGGCUGAUCUACAACAGGACCACACAUGCCACCGAGGCCCCGCCGGGCGUGGACAUCCGUGUCCCGGGUUUCGGACAGACGUAUUCGCUGGAGUAUCUGGACCCCAGCAAACGCAGCGUGGGCAUGUAUUUCUUCUCUAUAGUGCAGGCGAUGGUGGAGUGGGGCUACACCAGAGACGAUGAUGUCAGAGGAGCUCCCUAUGAUUGGAGGAAAGCUCCCAACGAGAAUAAAGAAUAUUUCCUGGCGCUGCAGAAGAUGAUCGAAGAGAUGGCGGAGAAGGCCGGCGGGCCCGUGGUGCUCAUCGCUCACAGCAUGGGCAACAUGUACACCCUGUACUUCCUCAACCAGCAGCCUCAGGCCUGGAAAGACCGAUACAUCAAGGCUUUCAUCUCUCUGGGACCACCAUGGGCCGGGGUGGCCAAGACCCUCCGUGUGCUCACCUCUGGUGAUAAUAACCGCAUCCCCGUGAUUAGCCCGUUGAAGAUUCGCUCUCAGCAGCGCUCUGCUGUCUCCACCUCCUGGCUACUCCCUUAUGCGCACACCUGGCCCAAAGAUCAGGUCUUGGUGCAGACGCCCCACGCAAACUACACCGUCAUGGACUACAAGCGCCUCUACACGGACAUCGGUUUCGAAGACGGCUGGCUUAUGCGACAGGACACCGAGCCCCUGGUGACCGACCUCACGCCCCCCGGCGUGGCUGUCCACUGCUUGUACGGCAGCGGCGUCCCCACGUCGGCGGGCUUCCAGUACUCGGACAAGUUCCCCGAUGUGGAGCCCACUGUGGUGUUUGGCGACGGGGACGGGACGGUCAACCUGCAGAGUGCCGUGCAGUGCGGGCGGUGGGUGGGGAAACAAAAACAGCCUGUGAUGUUGAAAGAGCUUCCAGGGAACGAACACGUGAACAUGUUGCUGAACUUCACGACAGUGGCUUACAUCAAGUCCGUGUUGUUCUCCCCGUGACGCCUUAUGAAGGACAGAUGUCUCUCUGAACAUUGACUGCCAAAGUAUUCCCCCCGCUUAUCAAAGUAUUAGAAAUUUUGUAGAACAAAUGCAGAAUCAAAGUUUUAAAAUUAAUUUUAUAGCCGUACUUCUGUUAAAGUCAGAUUGUUUACUGUCAAGUAAGACUUUUAUAUUGGUUUCAGCUUUCAAAGAAUCCGAUUUUACGUACUAAAUUUAUGUUAUUACAAUAAAAAAAAACAUGUAGGUCAAAAAGCAGGGAUAUUACUGAAUGUGCCACUCUGAAUUAUUCAUCUUUUUAUUCAUGUCGUGAAAGAGAUUUCUCAUGUUGUUCGGUUCAAUGAUGAAGACACAUUCGUGAUUUAAUGCUCGGCAUGUGUUCAGAUGACUUCUACCAAAACAACUUGUCUUUUUUUAAAUUUCAAAUGAUUCUUUUGUUGAUCUUUUUUCUUUUCGCAUGCAGCCAAGCUGUUAGAAGACUUUUUAUUGUGCUGUCUGUGUUAUACAAGUCACAUGCUGAAGGACUGAACCCACAUCUGGGAUGUAGAAGUUGCUUUCAGUCGCUCAAACGAUCAAACAGUCCACUUAGUAGAAUUUCCGGGAGCUUUGAACGACAUCUCGCAACAUUACAUGAGAUGAGAUGAGAUGAGGGUCAAAGCAUCAGGAAAUCUAGUAAGGUGACCUUUGAGGUCAACAGAGAGCUCAAAGUGUUUGUAGUAAUUAAAUACAUUUUAAAUUCAUUUAAACUGUUUAAUCUCUUCACAACAUUUUAAGCUUAAGUGUUUUAUUUCCCCAGGUCACAGAUGAGGGGACUUAUUGUUUUAUUGUAUAAAUCAAAAAAAAAAUUUCUCGGCCGUCUUAUUCUGUUUUCUUUUUUCUGUUUAGACAGACGUGAGCGGUUCAGAGUGCAGAGUUUAAAAAAAAAAAAAAACCCUUGUCCUUGUGAACGUGGAGUCACAAUCUGUGCCAUCGAGCCCUCUGUGGGUCACACCGAGAUGAUAUAUAUCUGCUGUGGACUAUCAUAAACUGUGUCAUAAACAUGUGAUGCCUUCUAUAGAGUAAAUAUUUCAAAUAUUA